AUGGAAACACACGAAGUUAAUUCAGGCGCCCAUAGGGCAGAGCAGAUUCAAAAGAGGCUUUUUGUUCUUUGCGACGGCACACGGCAGGAUGGUGUCAAUAAGACGAGGCCUCUGACCAAUGUUGCUACCUUGGCCCGGUGCCUGAGCCCUAUUGACGAUGAGGGCUGUCUGCAAAUUGUAUACUAUGAUAGCGGUGUGGGCAACGGGACAAGCUGGCCGGCGCGCCUUUUUGACGGAGCAACUGGAAAAGGAAUAUCGGCCAAGAUACGCAACGCAUACAGCUUCUUAUCUCACAACUACAACUUUGACAGAGGCUGGGACGAGACCGUCCUGGUUGGGUAUUCGCGGGGCGCUUUCGCUGUCCAAUGCCUUGCUGCCUUCAUUAGCGACGCUGGUCUUCUGAAGAAAGAGCAUCUCUACUAUCUUCGUGGCCUCUUCACCCUCUGGUCGCAUCGAGAAAUGCCUGGCGUCGCAGCGAAGUUCCAGGCUGAGAAGGAGGCUCUCCAGGAGGAGGGCUUGCUUCACUCAAUCGAAAUCAACGCUUGUGCUGUUUGGGAUACUGUUAGCUCCCUUGGCAUCGGAAUUCAAAUCCCACCACGACAACUCUCAUUUGUCGGCAAAGAAGUGCCCAAAUGUGUGCAAAAUGCCUUUCAGGCGCUGGCGUUGGAUGAGAGUCGUCGAACCUUUCGGCCUAUAUUAUGGCAAGAGGCUGCCCAGAAUAAGGCGCGUAUCCACCAGUGCUGGUUUCUCGGAUCACAUAGUGAUGUUGGGGGGAACGGUGACGCUGCUCUGGGUAUGAUGACAUUCCUUUGGAUGGUCGGCAUGCUACGUGACAAAGUCAGAGUCAAGUUCAUAAAGCACGAGAUUGUCCGGCACCUGAAGCACAAGUUUCUAGAAUGGGACUUUAAAUCAAGAGCUUUACCGACUGAGAUCCAUUUUACUGUGCGUCUUGCCAUGGCUAAAGACAAGAAGUCAUCCAAAUGUCUUAGGUCAUGGAGCACGGUCUGGACAGACAGCACAGAUCCUGUCCAGGCGGUUGUACAAUGGAAACUUGAUACCAGCACUGUUUUGAACGAAGCCGUUCUUGAUGGCACCGAGCACGACCUCCUUCGCAGCUGGAGCCACGGCGAAUUUCAGUUGUUCCAUACGGAUAGGGAUGGGUUUGUUCAGCUUCAGCAGUUGGUUCAAGCCCCAGAAACUGCUCCAGCACUGGAUAAAUUUAAAGAUUUACUUAGGGAGAAGAUGCAAUUUGGAGAUAGUGGGAAAUUAGCUGAAGACAUUCUGUAUAAGGGAGAAUAA
Molecule: messenger RNA, 1299 nt
Organism: Clonostachys solani
Lineage: Eukaryota; Fungi; Ascomycota; Sordariomycetes; Hypocreales; Bionectriaceae
Source: the annotation of a GenBank genome assembly